This is a messenger RNA of Dentiscutata erythropus, 334 nucleotides long. Lineage: Eukaryota; Fungi; Glomeromycota; Glomeromycetes; Diversisporales; Gigasporaceae. The record is from the annotation of a GenBank genome assembly.
CAUCCAAAAUACUAGAACUGUUAUUCCUGAUGCUAUUAAGAUUGUUGGAAUUAAUCAUAGAGGAGAUAUUUUUUUGUUGCCUUUACUUUCUUUUUCUAAUUCAUAUUCAUCAGGGUUGUUAAGUUUCUCAGCUAUUCGUUCAUUUUCCAUUGUGCCAAUUGGCUGGUUGUUUCGAAUAGGUCUACCUUUAUCAGGAAGUCAAAAUUUUUCUAUUUUGUAUUUGGGUAAAAAAGUAAAACAUAAAUCAUGCUCUUUAUUUGAUAGAGAUUCUCCUUUUUCUUUUCUCACAAUCUCACCUGCUUGGCCUAAAUUACAACCAAUAGUAAAGUUAUGA